AACUACAGAAACCCUAGCAAAGCUUUUAAUAACAGACAGAAAUUAGGGUUUUGGCUGAUCUCCCCUCUUUUUCUCACUAUCUUUGUUGAAGAAGCGCAGCUUAAGAGAGACACACUCAUCUCUCUCCUCCUUCCAAAUCUUCAACCAUGGCGAGAGGAUUGAAGAAGCAUUUGAAGAGGCUCAAUGCCCCCAAGCAUUGGAUGCUUGACAAACUUGGUGGUGCAUUUGCUCCUAAACCAUCAUCUGGUCCCCACAAAGCAAGGGAAUGCUUGCCCUUGAUCCUUAUUUUGCGUAAUAGGUUAAAGUACGCUCUUACAUACCAAGAGGUCCAAGCUAUUUUGAUGCAACGACAUGUCCUUGUUGAUAACAAGGUCAGGACCGAUAAGACCUACCCUGCUGGUUUCAUGGAUGUUGUCUCCAUUCCCAAGACAAAUGAAAAUUUCCGUCUGCUUUAUGAUACAAAGGGAAGUUUUCGCCUGCACUCUAUCAGAGAUGAAGAGGCAAAGUACAAGCUCUGCAAGGUUCGAUCUAUUCAGUUUGGCCAGAAAGGCAUUCCCUAUCUGAACACCUAUGAUGGUCGUACCAUCCGUUAUCCCGACCCACUUAUCAAGGCCAAUGACACAAUCAAGCUUGACCUGGAAGCAAACAAGAUUGUUGACUUCAUCAAGUUUGAUGUCGGAAAUGUUGUUAUGGUGACUGGUGGUAGAAACAGAGGGCGUGUUGGAAUCCUCAAGAACAGAGAGAAGCAUAAGGGAAGUUUUGAGACCAUCCAUGUCGAAGAUGCUGCUGGCCAUGAGUUUGCAACCCGACAAGGUAACGUUUUCAUCAUUGGUAAGGGCACCAAGCCAUGGGUAUCUGUUCCUAAGGGUAAGGGUAUCAAGUUGUCAAUUAUCGAGGAGGCUAGGAAGAGGCUACAAAAGGAAGCUGCUACUGCAUAAUUUAUGUAAUGCUACUGAGGAUAGUUUCUCUUAGAAGUUAGACAGCUUCACAUAGUUUCCCUAAGGUGAAUGCCCCCUAUUUUACUCCUCUGUCAGUACAAUUUUGGCUUUAAAACUUGCUGUGAUAGAUGCUCUUUGUUCUUAUUGGAGAUGAACGUAACUGUAGCUUGAAUCUUCUUGUUUAUUGCAAGGUUUUGAUUCCUUUGCAGAAGGAUUUUGAUGUUUAGAAGUGUUUGUUAUUUGAGUUUGCUGCAUUGCAAAGAUCAAGGAUUUUUAACUGUCAUUUUCUGAUUUCAUUUCAUGUAAAACUGUCAAUGCCCCAAACUUCUGUAGUUUUAUUUGACAGCCUAUGACAGUUGAGUUCCA
Molecule: messenger RNA, 1304 nt
Organism: Chenopodium quinoa (quinoa)
Lineage: Eukaryota; Viridiplantae; Streptophyta; Magnoliopsida; Caryophyllales; Amaranthaceae
Product: 40S ribosomal protein S4-3-like
Exons: 5
Coding region: 147-938 (263 amino acids)
Biological process (GO): translation
Cellular component (GO): cytosolic small ribosomal subunit; ribosome
Molecular function (GO): structural constituent of ribosome; RNA binding
Source: RefSeq, a predicted model, not a curated record